AAUGCCAACAACAGAGCACGGCUCCAGCGGCACCAAUGGGACACGCUCAGCUACAGGAAAAGGGGCUCAGCUACGGGAAAAGGGCUCAGCUAAGGGACAAGGAGCCUCCAGGGGGAUUUGCGGGGUUUUUAACCAGGUGCCGACCUGUCCCGAGAGCGGGGAUGACAGAACAGCAAAUGCUGGCCGUGUCAUCUGCAGCUGUCCCCAGGUUCAGCUCUGAACCGAAAUCUGGGGAGACCCCCUGUGGAAGACACGGAUUUUCUGAGACGCGGGAAGAGUUUCAAAAUUCCUUUGUUUCCUGCCCAAAACCCAAGGCUGGGGCUGGGAUGGGGGAGAUCCCCACCAGGCACAGCUGGAGGAAAACAAACCAGAGGCAUCAAAGUUCAUGGAUUUUAUUAAGCAGCACCCAAUUGCUAUAGAAAAUGGGAGGGAAAUCCAGGAUCUGUGUCUUCCGAGCGAGGGACGGAGCGUAUUCCCACAUGGCAUCCUCUCCUCGCUGGCUGGAAGUAAUCUCCUGGCUCUUCGGAUCACCAUUUCCACCCAGCGUGCCCCAAAUUUAACCUAUUUAACAUAAAAAAAAAAAAAAAAAAAAAAAAAAAAACCCACCCCAUUUGACAAAAAAAUUAAUAGAUGAAGCCCCCCAAAUCCCACACUGGCACUGUUUCUUUCCCAAGAGGAAAAACACAGUGGAAAAGUUUUCAGGACAAUUAAUCCCAAACUGACAUGUGCCUGUGUGGAGAGACAGCCCCAGUGGAUAACCCAGGGUAAAUCCAAAUUUCAGCCCAAAUCCCUUCCUGAAGGAACUUUUUUCUGGACUCAUUGCAGGACAAAGCCUCUGGAUUUUGCCUCUCUCAAAUCAAGCUGGAUUUCGAAAUAAUUUCCCUGAUUUUGGGAAUAUCCAGCACCACCAGGAUGUUCUGCAGCCCAGUAACCAGCACGGGGGGAUGCACAAGGCUGUGAGUGUGGCCUGGCUGAGGGGGUGAUUCCAAUUUAACUCCUCUGGGAUCAUCCAGUGGGCUGCUGGAUUGAUUUAAUCCCUUCUGCUGUUUGCCACAGUAAAGCCAGCGCUGGAGGGAGGGGAGGGGAAAGGCCUUCACAUUGAAAAAUGUGCUGGAAUAGAUUUUUUUAAAUAUAUAUUAAGCGUUGUCAUGUGCUCAACAAACAUUUUUUAUUAACAGCUCAGCCUCAGCUGUCACCUGACUUGUGUCUUGACUUCCCCAAAUAAUCCAAGCUCAUGUCCCAGAGCCCGGGACGGUUCUAAUUCCACCAGAAGCCAGGACAGGCAUUUGAGGAUUGCUCCCUCCACUUGGAAAUUUAUUUCAGACGAGCACUUUGGUGCUUAAAACUUGAGUUGUUCCUGAUUGAUGCUUUUUGGCACAAAACACCUUCCCAGACCCAUUCCCAGCACCGGAGGAAAAUCCUGCAUUCCCCAAGCAUCGCCUCCCGUGCCCAGCUCGGUGCGGGGCAGCAGCUCCCCCAGCCCGGACCCCCAAAACCGGGGCUCCUGUUGGGGCUGAGCCCCCUCCCAGGGGCAUCCCCACUGCUGGAUGUAUCCGGAGGAGAAAGGGGGGAUCUGAGGAGAAUGCGAGGCUCGGAGCUGCCGGAUCAACCCCGGCGGCACCAGCGCGGCGCAGGCGCCGGGCAGCGGCGUUUCGGGGCUAAAGCGCGGCGGAGCGGGGCUUUCCCGGCGCUCGGGGAUGCCGGGGCCGGACUACAGCUCCCAGCUCUCUGCGCGGGCGGGCAGAGCCGGGCGGCGGGAGCAGAGCGCAGCGCAUCCCGCAGCGGGCACCGCCGCCUCCGCCCGAUCCGGCGAAGCCUGCGGCAGCCAUGGCGCUGGUGAAGAGUGGUUGGCUUUGGCGGCAGAGCUCCAUCCUGCGCCGCUGGAAGAGGAACUGGUUCGUCCUCUACCUGGAUGGCAGCCUGGUUUACUACCACGAUGAGACGCAGCGGGACAUGGACGGCCGCAUCCACAUCAAGUACAGCUGCCGGGACGUGCGGAUCGGCCGCGAGUGCAAGGACGUGCAGCCGCCCGAGGGGAGGAGCCGGGACUGCCUGCUGACCGUGGUGCUGCGGGACGGCUCCAAGACCACGCUGUGCGCCGAGAGCGAGGACGACGCCGUUGCUUGGAAGAUGGCUGUGCUGGAGGCUAAAUCCACCCCGGUGCACGUGUACGACCCCUACGACGAUGACUACUACCAGACGGUGCCCCUGGACUCGCACCAGGCCGCCUACAUCAGCUCGGGCCACUACGGCCCGCAGUACGGAGCCCCCGGCGUGACCCACGUCAUCGUGCGCGAGGAUCCCUACCGCGUCUCCGGGGACCAGAUGGCGCUGGGGCUGCUGGCGGGGGCCGCCACCGGUGCCGCCCUGGGCUCCUUCAUGUGGAUGCCGUGCUGGUUUUAGGCCCGGCCAUGGCCCCCCCUCAGCGCCCCAGCCCUGGCUUGGAACCUGCCCUGAGCCCCCCCUCAGCCUCCCCAGAACGCCCAGGGGACAGACUCCCACACACGCCCUGCUCCCAGCCCCAGCUUCUGCAUUAAAUAACCCCCAAGUGCUUCAGAGCCCCCCCAGACCCGCUCCAGAACCCCCCAGCAUCCGAUUCCCAUCGGCACAGGGCCCGGGGAGCUGCCAGGGCUGUUGGCAGAGCUCCCCCAUCCCAAAUCUCCACAGGGAGCUGGCUGCAGAAAUACCAGGUUUGGGGGCAAGGGGGACUUAACUUGGGGGAAUUGAUUUGGUCUUUUUUGGCUGGGUAAACCCCACAAUGCAGAGGGUUUUAAGGGCUUUUUUUGGGAGAGGCUGCAGCACCAGAGUAGGAGCUGACACAACCACAGAGGGGCAACCACAGGGAUGCUCAAGAGGUGGGUAAAAGAUUAAGGAGGAUGAAAACCUUUGCAGGAUUUCCAUCCCCUUUCCAACUCACACUGGUGCCCCGGGGCUGGCCAAGUUGGAGAAAUGGUACAAAACCCUCAGGAACUGGAGUUAAAUAACCCUUGGUAACCAGGCUGAGAAGAGUCCAGGGAACAUCCCAAUCUCUCCAGCCAAGUGGGAGGGACACACAGCAUCCUCAGUUUCACCCUGACUUUUGGGAGGGGGAGAAGGGCAGCUCUCCAUGGGGACCAGGGAGCUUUUCUGGCAGCCAAGCCGGGAUCUUCACAGCAGGGAUUUGGGACUGAGGGGGGACACACCGUCAGGCCAGGGGACAAGCAGCAGCUCAGAAUUUUGGUUGGGUGGUGGAUGAGGUGAGGAUCAGCCGCCAAGUGUCACCCCUAGAGCCAGGACGGUAUCCUGGAACCACGACUGACAUAGAAUUUAGGAAUUACAAACCCCAUAGCUGGAUAGAAAACCACCAGUGACACCAGCACCCCAGCCUGCUCCUGCCUUUAGAGCCCUGGGUCAGUUCACCCCUGUGCCCAUCGGGGGAUUGGGAUAUCCCAACACACCAUCCUCAUCCUCUCCUGCAUUCCCUGCCUCACUCCUGCUGCACACCCGCUCCCAGAAAGGGAAAAAAAAAAGACAAAAAACCCUCUUUGAAGUCUAAUAAAGGCAGUGAAAACCA
Prinia subflava (tawny-flanked prinia) is the source of this 3553-nucleotide messenger RNA. It is a transcript of the gene PLEKHB1, whose product is annotated as pleckstrin homology domain containing B1. The coding region runs from base 1828 to 2403 and encodes 191 amino acids. Lineage: Eukaryota; Metazoa; Chordata; Aves; Passeriformes; Cisticolidae. The record is from RefSeq and is a predicted model, not a curated record. Gene Ontology annotation, cellular component: membrane. Gene Ontology annotation, biological process: regulation of cell differentiation. The transcript has 8 exons.